AGUAGCAGAGCUGAGAUGAGUUUGGAUCUGACCAUCUACAAAAGGGAAGUACCUAAGCCUUAUGUUCCGACAGAGGAGGAAAGAAGACUACUCAAGGAAUGUGCUGAAGAGAGUUUCACAUAUAGAGCUUUUCCUCUGGCUGCAGUGAGCAUGCUUGGUACUAGUUUCUUAAUUAGAAAAGGUGUUCUAAGAGAUAGCUCAAGACUUGGCUCUUUUAUUAAAGUAGCAUUUGCUGGAAUGUGUGGAUACCUGGCUGGAAAGAUAUCCUACUUGCCAAUCUGUACCGAGAAAUUUAAGAAACUGAAGGAUUCCCCAAUAGGAGAUGUUCUACGACAAGCUCAGAGACAUAGUUCACCUAACCGUUCCAGUCGUAAAUCUGAAUUUUCAGACACACCUUCUCAGUCAUUUGAGUCAUCUUCUCCAAGAAGUGGAUUCCCACCUUCUUCUAGCUAUUCAGAUGAUUACAGCUCAACAGAUAGAGCCCUCUCAAGUUAUGAACCUAUUCCAUUCAGUGCUUCUCUGAAUGAAUCUUCACCUACAGGAAUUACUGAUUACACCAUUCAAGAACCUGCUCCAGUUCCAGAAGAAACUCGUAAAAAAAAAGGCAUCACAUAUGAGGAAUUAAGGAAUAAACACAGACAGACAUAUGAAGUAAUGCAACCACCAAAGGCAGAAACUCCAAGCAAGUUUCCACAGGAAAAACCAGCUAAGGAAGUUAAAGUAAAUAAAUAUGGAGAUACCUGGGAUGAGUAAGAAUCAGAUGAAGAACUGAAGAAAAUUACCUCCUCUCAGCUAACUUGAACUUCAAAUAGAUUAGUCAUGAGUAUCAGCACCUUUGGUGUGCUGCGCCAGACACAACUAUUAAUAAAUGAGGAGAAAAUCCUGACUUGCCAGAAGAUUAGAAAAAUGUAUUUAUGCUUAAUUUUUUUUAAUUUUGCAUAAAUGAAAAACAAGGCUAUUAUCAGGUGUCAUGACUAUAAACCAUUUAUGCUGUUGUUUAAGAAUGAGAAGGGUAACUGGUAAUGAGAACAUGUAGCAUAAGGUAAAAAUACAUGUAAAUAAAUGCAAUCCCAUGUGUCGAGAAGGGAAGAAUAUCAGAAUCUUCUCAAAUUUUCAAGACUUGCAUUAAAAGUUAGCUCUAGAACUCAGCCUCUCAUUUCUUUUGUCUGAAAAGUGAUAUGCUGGGAAUUUGAAAUUGUUGUUACACUUGGUUUGUAAUGUCAGAAAUACUACUAAACUGUUGAGGGGAAAAGGGUUGAAGAGCUGAACCAGAUACUGAAGUAGCCAUAACUUUUUCAAAACUGUUUCAUGGUGCCAGUUGUAUUUUCAGACUGAUAUUCUGACUUGCCCGCAACAGGUUUCUACAGACAGUCAUUUAUGAAAAAUAUAAUUGCAUGAAACUGCAGGUAUUGAAAAUAGCUACAUUUAAGUGCAGAAGGCAAAACCUGACAAACUUUGGUAAAACCUUGAAUGAUAUAUUGACUGUUAAUGUUAGGCUCUGUAUAUUAGACCUUAUUUCUCAAUUUUUGCAAGUCAUGACAAAACAGCUGUGUUUAUGGAGAAAAGAUCCAAAUCAAUGGAAUAUUUUGUUACUAUUAUCUAUAAAAGAAGAGCUACAUUGGUAAAACUGAAGAGUAUUU
This is a messenger RNA of Cyanistes caeruleus (blue tit), 1640 nucleotides long. The record is from RefSeq and is a predicted model, not a curated record. NCBI's taxonomy places the organism in Eukaryota, Metazoa, Chordata, Aves, Passeriformes, Paridae.